AUGGCGGAAGAGAAAAUGGAUAUAAUUGCGAUACAAGAAACUCACUCUAAGGAUAAUAAUAUGGCCAACUUUAGUAAUUUCAUAUUAUACAGUUCGGGCACUACUUUAAAUAGCUGGUCAGGGAUCGCCUUUCUGAUUAGCAAGAGAGUACACAAAUUUGUAGAUAAAUUUUUACCCAUUUCCGAAAGAUGUGGCUUGCUGUAUCUAAACACCGGGUUUAAACGAACGAUCCUAAUCAACGUCUACGCCCCUCCUCACAGAAGUGAUAGGCUCUCCUUUCUAGACGAUCUUGAAAACAUUGUCUGCUCACUUCCUAGGGGCCGCAACCUGAUAAUCUUGGACGAUUUAAAUAUUAAAAUUGGGAAAGAGGAGUCCUUUAUAACUGAUGGAGUUAUUGGAAAUGCAGCCAUCCCACAGCCAAAUGGUGAGGAUAGCAGGAAGCUUUUGGAUCUGUGUAAGAGCCUAAACCUUAAAAUUGAAAUACCUUUUUCCUCCAUAGUGAAAGAAACACAUUAA
Gordionus sp. m RMFG-2023 is the source of this 516-nucleotide messenger RNA. RefSeq names its product craniofacial development protein 2-like. Lineage: Eukaryota; Metazoa; Nematomorpha; Gordioida; Chordodea; Parachordodidae. Bases 1 to 516 code for a protein of 171 amino acids. Gene Ontology annotation, molecular function: catalytic activity. The transcript has a single exon. The record is from RefSeq and is a predicted model, not a curated record.